GCUGUGCAUCCAGCAUUUAUAAUGGUGUUAAAUAUAUAAACAAGUGUUUUUAAUUUAGAAGGGGGGUUGCACUCAGAGGCUUGCUAUGUGAAAGGGGUCACCGAUACAGUAGUUUGAGAACCACAGCUCUAGGGCAACUCAUUCAUCAAAGUGUGUGAGAGAGACUGGAGCCACUCAGCAGCCCAGCUGUCAAGGGGUGCAAAGAAGGCUGGGCCCACUGGGGCUUUCUCUGAGGCUGGCCCUUCAUCGCGGCAUGUGAAGAAGGUUGGGUCCGCUACGGCUUUCUCUGAGGCUGGGCCUUCAUCUUGAGGACUGGAGCUGGUAGGGCUGAUCCUAGCAAAACUUCCUCAUUACAAGGCACAAGAAAAUCUGGGUCCGCUUGCAUUAAAGAAUGCUAACAAGUAAUCUUUUUCUUUUAAUGAAUAAGCACGUGCAAUAGACUUACAGUGAUAUAUUUGUACACUGACUUGGGCAUAAUGUCCAUGGAUAUAACUUUUCUGGGAACAGGCUCAGCAUAUCCAUCUCCAACAAGAGGAGCUUCAGCUUUAGUCAUUCGUAGUGAAGGAGAAUGCUGGCUAUUUGAUUGUGGAGAGGGAACUCAAACACAAUUUAUGAAAAGCCAUCUUAAAGCAGGUAGAAUUACUAAGAUAUUCAUAACUCAUCUUCAUGGGGACCAUUUUUUUGGUCUUCCCGGUCUCCUGUGCACAAUUAGCCUUCAGAGUAGUUCUUCUACAAGCAAGCAACCUGUUGAUAUCUAUGGACCAUUAGGACUACGAAACUUCAUUUGGAGAACUCUGGAACUCUCCCACUCGCAACUUCUCUUUCCAUAUGUGGUUCAUGAACUGGUACCUACACCAGAUCAGUGCCCUGCAGAAGAAUUUAAAGAACUAUCUUACGUUGACAGAGAUGAAGUCUCUUCCAAAGAAGUGCAAGGGAGAACGCUUCAUCUGGAUCCUGUAGAAAACUCCUACACACUGGUCAACAAUCAGCAAUUUGUUAUGAAAGCAUUUCGAUUAUUUCACCGUAUUCCUUCCUUUGGAUUUUUAGUGGAGGAGAAGCAGCGGACUGGUAAACUUAAUGCGCAGAAGCUAAAAGACCUUGGAGUUCAGCCAGGCCCUAUAUAUGGGAAACUGAAGAAUGGUGUUACAGUUGUCUUAGAAAAUGGAGUAACCAUUUCUCCUUCAGAUGUCUUGGAGGAGCCUAUUCCUGGAAGAAAAAUUUGUAUUUUAGGUGACUGUUCAGGUGUGGUUGGAGAUGGAGCAAAGAAACUGUGUUACGAAGCAGAUCUGUUAGUUCAUGAAGCCACACUGGAUGACGCCCAAGUGGACAAAGCCAAAGAGCAUGGUCAUAGCACUCCAAAAAUGGCAGCUGAGUUUGCAAAGUUGUGUAAGGUUAAGAAACUGGUUCUGACUCACUUCAGUCAAAGGUAUAAACCAGCUGGUCAAAUUGGAGAAGGAGAUAUUGAUGUCACGGAACUGAAGAGACAAGCAGAAUCAGCGUUAAAUGGUCAAGAAGUAACUUUAGCUGAGGAUUUUAUGACAAUAGAUAUUCCAGGGAAAAAGCAGAAGUAGCAUCUAGCUCUAUAAUAUCACACAAAUUAGCUUGCUGUUGAACUGUGAGUUUACAGCUAGGGCUUCAGGUAUCCAAAUUGGUUCCUCGGUUUCCAGAUGAAGAAGUUGAAUUGCUAAGGUGACAUGCUCAGUUGCUAGAGAAUGACUAAGUGCUGGAUUUACUUGCUAUAGAGUUUUAAGGCUCAACUCUGCAAAAUGCGGAGUGCCUCAGCAACUUUAAUGGCAGUUGAAGGUGUUCCACACCUCUGAGAAAUGGGCCAUUAUAGAAUGGUAUUGCUGUUAACUUGCCCUCCUAGGAAGAAGGGAGAUGGAAAAGCAGAUUACUAGUCAAACUCACUGUCUUAAGUGAAAUAGGUGUGCAGCUACCCGAGCAAGGGGGGGGGGGGAAAGGAAACUCAUUCUUUGGUUUAUAUAAAUACAACUAUGGAAACAUGUGGAGACAAAGCAAAAUAUUUAUUGAUCAUCUAAACACUUAGCUGCAAAUCUAAAUAACUUUUAAAAUAAAAUAUAUGGAAUGCCUUUAACUUAUCUUUUUGGAAUUAAGUGUUUAGGUGCUUGAUUCAGGUAUUUAGCCAAACAGUCUGGAAAACUUAACCGUAUAGGCAGAAAUCUUCUGAACACUAGACACUUUUUAUUAGAACUUCAGAUUCUCUAGUCUUAAGUCUUAAAAUAGAAUUUUGCAUUUUUUGCAUCUUAUUUACAGUCCUCCGUGAAUCCUAGUGGCAUACCAAAGUAGAUAUUUUUUAACUUCUCAACCUCUCAUGAGCUUUUGUAUAAAAUAUUUUCAAUAAUUAUUUAAAUGAUUUUAUGUAAAAGGAAUAUUGGCAUAAACAAACUAAUAAAGUAUUGAUAACUGCCA
Molecule: messenger RNA, 2430 nt
Organism: Chrysemys picta bellii (western painted turtle)
Lineage: Eukaryota; Metazoa; Chordata; Testudines; Emydidae
Gene: ELAC1
Product: elaC ribonuclease Z 1
Cellular component (GO): nucleus
Molecular function (GO): 3'-tRNA processing endoribonuclease activity
Source: RefSeq, a predicted model, not a curated record